This is a messenger RNA of Plasmodium fragile, 1044 nucleotides long. RefSeq lists its product as uncharacterized. Lineage: Eukaryota; Apicomplexa; Aconoidasida; Haemosporida; Plasmodiidae. The coding region runs from base 1 to 1044 and encodes 347 amino acids. The transcript has 2 exons. The record is from RefSeq and is a predicted model, not a curated record.
AUGCAAUACCAACUGGAGCUUUUUAUUAGGCAUAUGAACGAUGACAGUCAGUACGACAAUGCUAUUAACUGCGGUAAUGCAUACUGGCAGCAUCCAAUAGAGGACGGCCAGAAAGACCGCCGACCACGGGAGAUGACCAGGCGCCAAGAGAGAGUUAUAUGCAGACUCAUGACGCAAGCGAUAUAUUUUGCGAAUGCGUGGAGUGAAGCAGUAAGGGAAAACGCAAAAGAGAACAAAGGGCAAGAUGAGGAGAUUAAGGGGUUAAUGAGAUGCACCAUAGUGGACGUAUAUAAAGACAUACUAUGGAUUUAUGGAUGCGAGGGUUGGUGGGGCACCUAUUAUGCAUGGUACACAACACAAAUAAUGAGAAGUGCGUUAGAAAGUCGAUUAGGAAAACAGAAUUGUAACAAGGGGAAGUACAAGGAUAUAGAAUUGCACACUUGGGACAUGAGGAAUAAGAUGAAGACAUGGUUAAAAGAGAACAAACAGAUGCAGGAGCAACUUGCACAGGAACAAAUAGGCGAUGACUGUAAGGGAGCACAGGUAAAGCUAGAGGUCGGACCGAGAGAGCAGGAACAGCAAAAGGACAAAGACAACCAAACGAAAGAUGAAGUAAAGCAGAAGGUCACAAAAAUUUUGCAAGAAGUGGAGGAAGAGAUGAAGAACGAGGAGAAACAAUUGAGGGGGUCAACUGCGAGAGCACCGAAGUACCCUGCUGUGGACGACGAAGACGAAAAAAAGGAUGAAGAAAUCGAGGGCGUAAUGAACCAAGCCAUCGGGCACGUGAAAGUCGCAUUAGACGCUCAGAUAAAGAAGAAUGCUGAUGCACAGGCAGCCGUCGCCUCAGGGGCGGAGAAUAGACCAUCAACGGCACCGACAGCGCCGAAGAAGGGCACCAAGCAAGAGGUGUCCACUACCGGGAACACGAAAGACAAUAAAGAACAGAACAAGGCUGACCAGAAGAAUAAGGGAGAAACGUCUCCCGCAGCACCGGCUCCAGCAUCGCCGGGAGUAGCCUGCAAUAGGGCAAGGCCAGAUAUAUGA